Girardinichthys multiradiatus is the source of this 3569-nucleotide messenger RNA. RefSeq names its product phosphatidylinositol 4,5-bisphosphate 3-kinase catalytic subunit gamma isoform. Gene Ontology annotation, biological process: phosphatidylinositol-mediated signaling; cell migration; phosphatidylinositol-3-phosphate biosynthetic process. The transcript has 13 exons. The record is from RefSeq and is a predicted model, not a curated record. NCBI's taxonomy places the organism in Eukaryota, Metazoa, Chordata, Actinopteri, Cyprinodontiformes, Goodeidae. Gene Ontology annotation, cellular component: cytoplasm; phosphatidylinositol 3-kinase complex, class IB; phosphatidylinositol 3-kinase complex, class IA. Gene Ontology annotation, molecular function: 1-phosphatidylinositol-3-kinase activity; 1-phosphatidylinositol-4-phosphate 3-kinase activity. The coding region runs from base 32 to 3424 and encodes 1130 amino acids.
UGAACUCAGCAACAGCUGUUGUGAGGUAUCAAUGGCUGCAGCAGGUUUACCAAAUCGGACAAUUCCUCCGUAUUCUGUGGACUCUCUGACUGAAAAAAGGACUCAUGGUGGCUCUGAGAACAACCUGAAGUUUAUCUGUGAGUUUAGACCUGGGACUAGUCCUCUGCAGAUUCCUGCUGAUGAAGACAACAGUGUCAACAGGGAUUAUGAGUCUGUUUCUGUCAUCCUACCUGCACAGUGCACCAUCUGCCAGUUGAGGCUACGCAUCUGUAUGAAGGCACAAGAACAAAACUGCCACCCUGAUCCAUUUGCAAUACUGAAUCCAGAGAAAUACAUCCUGUUGUAUGCCAGAGGGGAUGACUGGUAUGAAGCCCACGACGACUUUCAGAUAAUCAGGACAUUAGAUAUUCCAUGGUUACGUGAUGGUUCUCCGUGUCUAGUGGCGCAUAUAGUUGCACAGCCUUUGGUGGCAUGUGAUUCAGAACAAAAGAAAACACAACAGCAGUGUCUGACUUAUCUGAUUGGACAUGACCUGGAGAAAGAGGCAACAGACAGACUUAGUGAACUGACAUUCACCCGCAGGAAACUGGCAUCUCCGCGAAGGCUGGAGCUAAGGAAUCGGGAUGAGGUGCUGUAUGCCACAGAGCCCUGGGUUACUCAUGCCCCCAUCCCAAAUGAGCUUGAAGAGUGGUUAAACAGGAAGCUUCCGGUCACACUCCACUACAUGAACAGGAUCAGCUUCAGCAUACAAGUUGAUUUGAAAGCAACUCCAGAUGUUCUUUUCCAAGUUUUUAAAAUGGUUAUGGCAGACCAACAUGUAGAAUAUGAGACUUUUGAACAACUAGUAUUGAAGGUCUCGGGGAGGGAGGAGUUUUUGUCUGGUGAAAACGCCCUUAUUGAUUUUCUCUGGGUACGACAGUGUUUGAAAGCCAAUCAGGAUCUUCACUUUUCUGUUGUUCCUGUCUCACACCUUGCUCCAGAUUCGGUCAGUUUUGUAGACUGGCCACUCAUUGAUGGUUUCAGUGGUCAGUUCAGGUCCCAUGACGAUCUUAGUCUCCAUGGGAAGGAUCUGGAUGACAUAUUCAUGAUAUCUUUGUGGGACUGCAACAGAAAGUUCAGAGUGAAACUGCUUGGCUUUGAUAUUCCACAACUGCCAAGCAACCACCCUCAGUCUGUCUAUGUUGAAGCAUCCAUACUUUAUGGUGGCAAAGUUCUCUGUUCAGUAUCCUCCUUUCCAAAGCAUUUUGCAGAUGAAGUACUUUGGAAUGAGUGGCUGGAAUUUGAUAUUCUCCUCCGGGACCUUCCUCGUGGAGCCAAGCUGAGCUUCACUAUUAAUGUGUCUGCUGGCGACGUCUCUCCAACAACCAAGGACUCAGCAUCAACAUUAUUCAGAGAUUCCAAGGUCUCAUUGGACAAAGACUCAAAGUCAUCUGCAAACAGGCCAACAGAACCUCAGAAAGGAAAGGGAAAGGUCCUCUACUUUGUCAAUCUCCUUCUCAUAGAUCACAGGUCUGCCCUCAGCCAGGGUCCCUACACUCUGCACAUGUGGUCCUAUCCUGACCUGGAAGAUGGGGCCAUCGCCUACCAAGCUGAUAAGCUGUCCUCCGCUACAAACCCAAAUAUAGAAGAAUCCAUGGCCAUCAGCUUCCUUCUAGAUCGUUACAGCUUCCCCGUGGUUCUCCCAAACACCAUUAGCCACAAUGAAGGGUCUGGCAGUCCCACCUCUGGCCUUUCCCCAGACAAAUCCACUGCUUCAACCCAGUGCACUUCAUCCAGCACAGAUUUUCUUUCUCCACAUGGUAAAUCUUUUCAGGCACCAAAGACUGACAAGGUAACUCUGAGGUCCCCAUCGCCAGUCUUUAACACCAAGGGAGACUGCCUCAAGCGGUUUCGAGAGGAGAGUGUCCAGUAUGGCUCCAACCUUCCCCACUUCUUGCGCAAUAUUGAUUGGCUGCAUCGAAGAGUGGUUGAGGAUGUGCACUGGCUACUAGGACUCUGGGAUCCUGGGGAACUGGAUGUACAUGUGGCACUAGAGCUGCUAAAUAUGGAUUUCCCUGAUGAGAUUGUCAGGAAAGUAGCGGUGCAGAGACUGGAGAGUCUACCCAAUGAUGAUGUGCUCAAGUAUUUGCUGCAACUGGUGCAGACCCUGAAAGUGGAGCCCUACCACGACAGUUUCCUUGCUCGGUACCUUAUUCAAAGAGCUCUGCGGAGCAAAAGAAUCGGCCACUUCUUCUUCUGGUAUGUGCGCAGUGAGGUAGCAGGAUGCCCAUACUUCCGCCAACGCAUGGCAGUGAUUUUGGAGGCCUACCUCCUGGGAUGCGGUCAGGCCAUGAUCAACAGCUUCACCCUGCAGGUCCAGGCUGUGGAGGCCCUGCAGGAAGUCGCGAUGACCAUCAAGAGGUUCUACCCAGACAAAACAGAUCUCCCUUCCUCAGCUCCACUCAAACUGCAGGAGCUCCUCAGAAAGAGUAAUCUGCCAAACGAAUUUCUGUUGCCCUUUGACCCCCGCAUCAAAGUGGGAAAUAUCCUGCUGGACAAAUGCAAAGUGAUGGCCUCGAAGAAGAAACCUCUCUGGCUGGAGUUUUCACCAAUGCCAUCACCCACCUUCAGCACACCCGUCGGGAUUAUCUUCAAAGAGGGAGACGACCUCAGACAGGACAUGCUGGUCAUUCAGACGCUGGUGGUGAUGGAAUCCAUCUGGCAGGAGAAAUCUCUGGACCUUAACCUUAUUCCAUAUGGAUGCAUCUCCACUGGACACAACAUAGGUAUGAUUGAAAUCGUGAGGAAUGCAGCAACCAUCGCUGCAGUUCAGAGAAGCCAUGGCGGAACGACGUCUGCCUUCAGAAAUGAUGCUCUUUUUGAGUGGCUCAAGUCCAAGUGUCCCCUCCAGGAAAUACACUACAAGACUGUGGAGAAAUUUGUGAAGUCCUGUGCAGGAUAUUGCGUGGCCACCUAUGUCCUGGGAAUAGGAGACAGACACAACGACAAUAUCAUGAUCACAGACCAAGGGAACCUGUUCCACAUUGACUUUGGUCACAUCCUGGGGAACAGGAAGCGCUUUCUUGGAGUGAACAGGGAGCGUGCACCAUUUGUCCUCACACCUGACUUCCUGUACGUGAUGGGCCGGGUGAAAGGUGGAAAAAGCCUCUACUUUCAGCGGUUCAAGGACACUUGCUGCCAAGCAUAUCUCUCACUGCGCUCCCACUCACGUCUGCUGGUCACUCUUUUCUCCCUCAUGCUACUCACUGGCAUCCCCGAGCUGAGUGCCGAGGAGGACAUACAUUACCUGCGAGAGGCACUCCAGGAGGAUCAAAAUGAGGCCGAGGCCAAGGAGCAUUUUCUCCAACAGAUUGCAGAGUGUGAAAAGCUGGGCUGGAUCGUCCAGGCCAACUGGUGGAUCCACAUGGUGGCAGGCAUCAAGUAGAUUGUUCAGGAAGUGGGGCAGCGUAAUGUCUGAUUUUUACUUAUGUUUUCAGAGUGUACCUUUAGGUACAGAGCACUGUUUGCAUAAAUAUAUCUUAUAACGCAUUAAACAAAACAAAAACAAAAAAAACCCAGAGAGCAAAGUG